AUGCCCCAUCUGCCGCAGGGUAUCAACGAUCGCCUGAUGAGCCUCCACCUGCAUCUUCAGGAAGGCAAAUCCGCCAGAAUCGUCAGCGUCUACGCCCCUCUGAUGAUCAGCCAUGACGCUGAAAUGGACAAAUUCUACGAGGAAACGCACGCCCUCCUGAGGACUGUGCCAAAGGCGGAUAAGUUGAUUGUCCUUGGUGAUUUCAACGCCCGCGUCGGCACAGACCAUACUACCUGGAGAGGAGUGCCGGGUCACCAUGGUCUCAACGGCUCCAAUGACGGUGUCCUGUUCCUCCUAUAAACCUGCGCAAAACACCGGCUCAUCCUGACCAACACUUACUUCCGCCUCUCGAUGUGGGAGAAGGCCACCUUGACGCACCCUUGGUCCCGUCUACUGGACUAGGUCUUCGUUCAGAGGCGAGACCAGCGGGAUAUGCUGGUGACAAAGACGGGCCCGUGUGCCGACGGGUAGACUGACCAUCGUCUCGUCAUCUCGAAGUUGCGUAAUCGCCUAAAACCUCGCAGAAGACCACAAUGUAAGCGACGCCCAUGUAAGCUGAAUAUUGCCUUGUUGUCUUUGCCUGCUCACCAGGUCCACUUCAGAAAUGAGGUAGCUUAACGACUGGGUAAUCUUUCAGUCGCUUCUGCCGCCGCCGCCGCCGCUGACGAGAACGCCUCCAUGGAGAAACAAUGGUGUCAACUGCGUGACACAGUCCAGUCGACGGCCCUGGCCGUUCUCGAUCGUGCACACCGCCAACACCAGAACUGGUUCGACGACAACGACGUCGCCAUCAGCAAUCUGCUCGACGAGAAGAACCGCCUAAAAAAAGCCUACGUAGACCACCCCACUGACGACAACAAAGCUGCUUUCUACCGCAGUCGCCGCCACCUUAAGCAAGGACUGCGCGAGAUGCAGGAUGCCUGGACUGCUCGCAAAGCUGAGGAGGUCCAAGGCUACGCGGAAAGCAUAAAGGCACUGUUAACGGUCUCAUUCCCGAACACUCCGAUUCUUGAAUUCGAGAAGGGUCCUCCUUGA
Messenger RNA from Spirometra erinaceieuropaei, 1035 nucleotides. NCBI's taxonomy places the organism in Eukaryota, Metazoa, Platyhelminthes, Cestoda, Diphyllobothriidea, Diphyllobothriidae. The record is from the annotation of a GenBank genome assembly.